This is a messenger RNA of Saitoella complicata NRRL Y-17804, 1308 nucleotides long. RefSeq names its product kinase-like protein. Bases 1 to 1308 code for a protein of 435 amino acids. Gene Ontology annotation, biological process: protein phosphorylation; mitotic DNA damage checkpoint signaling. The transcript has 7 exons. Gene Ontology annotation, molecular function: protein serine/threonine kinase activity; ATP binding. Gene Ontology annotation, cellular component: nucleus. Lineage: Eukaryota; Fungi; Ascomycota; Saitoellomycetes; Saitoellales; Saitoellaceae. The record is from RefSeq and is a predicted model, not a curated record.
AUGUCUGCUCCCCAGGAGGAUAAGAUUGGUGUUCCACACAGGAAGCGUUCGUUCCUCGCCAUGAGAGAUUUCAUGGUUCGCAGAAGGUCCGGCGCUUCCACCAGCAACGAAUCCAAUGAACGGACAUCUUCCAAGUUUACUCAAUCCACAGCGCUUUCUCCGGUGGACGAAGUCAAAAUUCCUUCCCUUUACGACUUGACCUACGCUCAUGUCGCCGAUGUCCUCUCUCACCCCAAAGCGAAGAAGGUUCACGACCGACCGGAGACCUUCGGUCAUGUUCAAAUCGAAUUGACUGAGACUUUGCUCACGCCUGUGUUUCACGAAAGCAUUCGCGUCACCAAGUUCAUUGCGGCUGGUGGUACGGCGUUUGUUUUGGCCGGAAAGAAGUUGAACAACCCACUUUGGGCAACCCGAGCUCACAUCCCCACUCAUAAGUUUGCUAUCAAGCUUACGACACGCAAAAAUAAAAGCGUAGCAGAAGCGACGAAAGCUGAGAUCAAGAUUCUCCAGCGCAUCAAGGAUAUGAACCUCGACUCCACCCACCUCAACUUCAUGUUCGAAGCGUACUCGUUGCACCAUUAUCUCAUCAUUCUCAUGCCGCUCAUGAAGAUCGACCUCUUCCACUUGUUACUCCCUAAGAGAUCACCUCUGGUGAUUGACGGACAGCAAGCCUACGUCACGGAGCAGUCAUUGCGCUCUAUUUUUACUGGCAUUGUUCGCGGACUUCAUGUCUUGCACGAGAACGGGAUUGCCCAUGGUGAUUUGAAGGUGGAGAACAUCCUGAUCGAUAUCAGCAGAAACGACCAGCCGUCAAGUUCGAGUUCUGAGCCAUGGAUUUGUCACCCGCACAUCAGUGAUUUUGGACACGCCAAAUACGCCGAUCCCUUUGAGCAUCCGAAUGGGCCUGAGUACUGGUUUUACGGCACGUACGACUCGACGCCACCUGAGUUUUGGUCGGCCUUCCGCAAGGACCCUGGAUCCAAGGCUCCCGCUUUGCUCGUCCGCACCAACGUUUUCCACUCGCUAUUUCCUGCAGACAUGUGGGCUUUGGGCUGCAUCCUUCAAGGAAUGUACUCUGGUCUUAGGAAGGCGUAUUGGGCAGAUGCUGGAUACCGACACAAGGUUUACCCUACGUGUAUAGGCCUCGGCCAUUGGGAUGACUGGCCUGAGAUCUAUGACCCUCGCCGCGACAGUAUCACCGAGAAAAGCCAGGAGUUGGUUGAGUGCCUGCGAAGCCUGCUGAGAACAUCAUCGACCAACCGACCAACGACGAGGGAUGUGUUGGGGAUGGACUUUCUGCAGUGGUGA